This is a messenger RNA of Pectinophora gossypiella (pink bollworm), 1447 nucleotides long. Its product is annotated as clavesin-1-like. NCBI's taxonomy places the organism in Eukaryota, Metazoa, Arthropoda, Insecta, Lepidoptera, Gelechiidae. Bases 146 to 1018 code for a protein of 290 amino acids. Gene Ontology annotation, cellular component: membrane. The record is from RefSeq and is a predicted model, not a curated record. Gene Ontology annotation, molecular function: phosphatidylinositol bisphosphate binding. The transcript is spliced from 6 exons.
UCGGAAGCCGGCAAGGGAGGCAGUAUCGGAACCACUGUCGAAAUGUGCGCGUGCGCGUGGGACGUUGAGUGAAAUGUGUAUUUGACAGCUUGGAUACUGCAGUGAUUGGAUUAUUGGAUACUGCUGGAAUUUACUGACCAGCAAGAUGCCGUUUCUGGACAUCGCGUUCCAAGCUGAGGUCAGCCGCUGGGAGGAUCCGGAGUUUGAAGAGAUCGCCCGCAGUCACUGCGGAGAAGAUCCUGAGACACGAGCAGAGAUUAUUAAGGAGUUCCGACAGAUGAUAUACGACAGAGAUGUAGUACACCCCCAUCGCAUGGACGACGCGUACCUGCUGCGGUUCCUGCGGUGUCGCCGGUUCAUUCCCCGGCUGGCACAUAAGCUGAUGGUACGCUACGAGCAGUUCAAACAGAAUUACGCAUAUUUGUACGACUGCAAUGCAUUCGGACUGCAGAAAGUGAAGAAUGUAUAUGGCGGCACCAUGCCGGAUAGUCCUGAGAACGGACGGAUCACUCUCAUGAGAUUCGGAAGGUGGAAUACGGAUGCAGUUCCUAUAGUCGACGUAGUUCGCUGUGCACUCCUGAUGGACGAAAUAGCCGUGAUGCAACCAAGACUGCAGAUUCUGGGCGUUACCAUCAUUGUCGACCUAGAGGGCCUCAGCCUGAGGCAUGUCAGACAACUCACGCCCACUGUCGCCAAUCAGAUAGUCAGCCUAAUGGGGGUGUCGUUCCCGCUGCCGAAUCACGGGUUGCACAUCAUCAACUACAAUUGGAUUCUGAACACGUGCUUCUACCUCUUCAAGCAAUUCAUACCGCGAGCUGCAUGGGAACGCCUACACUUCCAUGGAAACGACAUGAGCUCACUUCACAAACACAUAAAUCCCAAAUACUUGCCCCCUGAAUACGGAGGGACGUGUAGACACGUGAUAACGACUGAAGAAUGGCUUCGGAAGAUCAAUAUGUAUAAAGAUGAUUUUAUGGUCAAUGAGUUGCGGGCCCUAGGGUUUACUGUAGAAGAUUAAAGAGCUAAGUUUUCUUUUCUUUUUUAAAUCUCUUCGUGUGGGUUGUAAGGUGGAAUAGCAACCUCAUCAACCCGGAUGUCAGGGUUAUUAUUGAGCCGCCAAAGGCCCCUGACAUAGCUCAUGUACUUACUUAAACAGUAAGUAAUAAUCGGGACCAACGGCUUAACGUACCUUCCUUUCGUGCUUUUAAGUACUUAUGUAGAAGAAAACCGACUUAUAUAAAUUUAAUUUAGAUAAUUAACUAAAUAUAAACUUUAUAUUUACUUGAAUAAGAAUUUACAAACUUAGGGACAAAGUAUUUUACGUUUUAAGUAGAUGUAAAUUGAGUAAAUUAUUAUUUUGCCUUUCUUGCCUCGUAUGUACACCAUAUCAGAAUGAUUUGUGAACUUUCUAGAUUUAUAAGGAACGAAAAUUAAAAUAAUUAGUUAA